This is a messenger RNA of Rubroshorea leprosula, 5826 nucleotides long. Lineage: Eukaryota; Viridiplantae; Streptophyta; Magnoliopsida; Malvales; Dipterocarpaceae. The record is from the annotation of a GenBank genome assembly.
GUGAUUCAUGAAAUCGCUCGUAUUUUAAGACAAUUAGCUCUUUGCUUUCCCUGCACCGCCUGGUCCGCCUCAGCUCUUUUCUUCUCUAUUCUAUCUAUGCACUGAAACAUAGCGAUGCACAAUACUCUCCACUGAUAAACCCUAAACCCUAAUCCAUCUCAUCUCGAAAAUCUUCCACAAAUCCGAGCCCUAAUUCUAAUAUGACCAAGAUCUUAGGCACCGGUGCCUAUGACUUCAAGCGCCACCAUGUCGCCGAGUACCCGGUCGACUUGCCUUCCCAUCCUGGUGACAAACCGGUCGAGGCAAAGCCAGGUGUGGCGCUUCCGAGCUCCAUCACUUUAUCAGAGAUCCAGCGCGAUAAUCUCACUAGGAUUGCUGAAGCUAAUUGGCUCAAGAGCGGCGGCUCUAAGCCCGAGAAGGCGUUCGAUCCAGAGCUUGUGAAGGAAAUUUACCACACGGAGCUGAAAGUGAAGUCUGGGAGGAAGCCGGUGCCGUUGCAGAGGGUGAUGAUUCUGGAGGUGAGCCAGUACUUAGAGAAUUACUUGUGGCCGAAUUUUGAGCCUGAGACAGCAUCAUUUGAGCAUGUCAUGUCCAUGAUUUUGAUGGUCAAUGAGAAGUUUCGAGAGAAUGUAGCUGCCUGGAUAUGCUUUUAUGAUAGGAAGGAUGUCUUCAAGGGAUUUCUUGGGAGGGUUCUUCACUUAAAGGAGGGAAAGGAGUUGACUAUUGCAGAGAAGACAAACUAUCUAGUUUUUAUGAUCAAUGCCUUUCAGAGUUUGGAAGAUGAAGUUGUUAGGGAGACUGUCCUUGGAUUAGCAAGUUUGCGGUCAUGGCAUAGUUUGUCAUAUGGUCGCUUUCAGAUGGAACUUUGCAUGAAUCCAGAUUUGAUCAAGAAAUGGAAGAAGAUGAUAAAGAAAGAAUCUGAUGAGGCUAAGAAACAAGGCGGGUGUUUUGAUCCAUCAGCUUCAUUUGAAGUGAACUUCUUAAGAAGUUUAAUAGAAGAGUUUCUUGAGGUUCUUGAUAAUAAGGUGUUCCCCCAAAAGCAUUCUGUUAAUGAAGAUGAUGAGCUUGCUGAUGCUAAUGGUUUUGACCAAGUUGAUGAUGCUAGUGUCUUGUAUUGUGAGAGGUUUAUGGAAUUUCUUAUUGAUCUUUUGAGCCAACUGCCAACAAGGAGGUACCUGAGGCCUCUCGUAGCUGAUGUAGCUGUUGUUGCUAAAUGCCAUUUAAGUGCUCUCUAUAGACAUGAAAAGGGGAAACUCUUUGCACAACUGGUUGACUUGUUACAGUUCUAUGAAAAUUUUGAGAUAAAUGAUCAUGUUGGCACUCAGUUAACGGAUGAUGAAGUGCUUCAGUCUCAUUAUGAUCGUCUUCAAUCCUUCCAGCUACUAGCUUUUAAGAAAAUUCCCAAGUUGCGAGAACUUGCUCUGGCCAACGUUGGUGCAAUUAACAAGCGUCCUGAUCUUUCAAAGAAAUUGGCUGUGCUUUCUCUUGAAGAGUUAAAGGACUUGGUUUGCUCUAAGCUCAAAUUGGUUUCGAAGGAUGACCCUUGGUCAGAUAGGAUUGAUUUUCUGAUUGAGGUAAUGGUCUCCUUUUUCGAGAAACAACAAUCUCAAAAAGAGGCCAUUAAUGCUAUGCCACUUUACCCGAAUGAGCAGAUUAUGUGGGAUGAAAGCGUUGUUCCUAGUAUUAAUUAUUCUGGAGAAGGUUGCCUGGCCCUUCCGAAGCUUAAUCUGCAGUUUCUAACUCUCCACGACUAUCUCCUAAGAAAUUUCAAUCUCUUUCGUUUGGAAUCAACUUAUGAGAUUCGUGAGGAUAUCCAAGAAGCCAUUCCUCACCUCCUUGCUUACAUCAAUAAUGAGGGAAACACAGCUUUUCGUGGUUGGUCAAGGAUGGGUGUGCCAAUCAGGGAAUUUAAAAUCACUGAGGUAAAGCAGCCAAACAUUGGAGAAGUCAAACCUGCUUAUGUGACUGCAGUGAUCACUUAUAGCAUUUCUAGCUAUAGGGCACAAAUAAGAUCAGAAUGGGAUGCCCUUAAGGAGCACGAUGUUUUGUUUUUGCUUUCUAUACGUCCUUCUUUUGAACCUUUAAGUGCAGAGGAAGCUGCAAAGGCCAGUGUGCCUCAGAGGCUUGGCCUUCAGUAUGUACGGGGAUGUGAAAUUAUUGAGAUCCGUGAUGAGGAAGGAACUCUCAUGAAUGAUUUUACUGGAAAAAUCAAACGUGAUGAGUGGAAGCCCCCCAAAGGUGAACUGAGAACCGUGACUGUUGCUUUAGACACUGCACAGUAUCAUAUGGAUGUUACUGACAUUGCUGAGAAAGGUGCAGAGGAUGUUUAUGGAACAUUUAAUAUCUUGAUGAGGAGGAAACCUAAGGAAAAUAACUUCAAAGCAAUUUUAGAAUCUAUAAGGGAUCUCAUGAAUGAAUAUUGUAUUGUUCCUGAUUGGUUGCACCAAAUAUUUUUGGGCUAUGGGCAUCCUUCUGCAGCACAAUGGACAAACAUGCCUGAUCUCCUAGAAACGGUGGAUUUCAAAGAUACUUUUCUUGAUGCAGACCAUUUGAAAGAGAGUUUCUCAGAUUAUCAGGUGUUUUUUAGAAGUACUGAUGGGGGUGAGAAUAUGGAUCCAAAACCGCCGUUCCGCAUUAAGCUUCCCAGGACGCUUAAAGGCAACAAGCAUGCUCUUCCAGGGAAUGACAGAUCUGACAAGGAUUCAGUGAAUGAGGUAGAUAUGGUUGAUGCUGGUAUUGAGAAAGAAGAGCUGGUUGUUGAGGCUUACAUUCCUCCAGACCCAGGUCCUUAUCCUCAAGAUCAGCCAAAACAGAAUUCUGUUAGAUUUACACCAACUCAGAUUGGAGCAAUCAUCUCAGGUAUUCAGCCUGGACUUACAAUGGUUGUGGGUCCACCAGGGACAGGAAAGACUGAUACUGCUGUGCAAAUCUUGAAUGUUCUCUAUCACAAUUGUCCUUCUCAGAGAACCUUAAUAAUCACCCAUUCAAAUCAGGCUUUGAAUGACCUUUUUGAGAAGAUAAUGGAGAGGGAUGUGCCUGCGCGCUAUCUUCUUCGUUUGGGUCAAGGAGAACAAGAGCUAGCAACUGAUCUUGACUUUAGCAGACAAGGCCGUGUGAAUGCAAUGCUUGUUCGACGGCUAGAAUUGCUUGGCGAGGUGGAGAGGCUUGCAAGAUCCCUGCAACUGCCAGAGGACGUAGGAUAUACUUGUGAAACAGCUGGUUAUUUUUGGUUGCUUCAUGUAUACUCACGAUGGGAGCAAUUCCUUGCUGCUUGUGUGGGUAAUGAAGAUAAAGCAACAUUUGUCCAAGACCACUUCCCCUUCAAGGAUUUCUUUUCAAACACCCCUCAGCCAGUCUUUACAGGCCUGUCAUUUGAGAAAGACAUGCGGACUGCUAAGGGGUGCUUCCGCCAUCUUAAAACUAUGUUUCAGGAGCUUGAAGAGUGCAGAGCCUUUGAAUUGCUCAAGUCAACAGCUGAUCGAGCAAAUUACUUGAUGACCAAGCAGGCAAAGAUUGUGGCAAUGACAUGCACUCAUGCAGCACUCAAGAGGAAGGAUUUCCUUCAAUUAGGGUUCAAAUAUGAUAACUUACUGAUGGAAGAAAGUGCCCAGAUAUUGGAAAUUGAAACUUUUAUCCCAAUGUUGCUCCAGAGGCAGGAGGAUGGUUAUGCACGGCUUAAACGCUGCAUAUUGAUUGGUGAUCACCACCAGCUGCCUCCUGUUGUAAAGAAUAUGGCUUUCCAAAAGUACAGCCACAUGGAUCAGAGUUUGUUUACGAGGUUUGUUCGUUUGGGCAUUCCUUACAUUGAGCUCAAUGCUCAAGGUAGAGCAAGGCCAAGCAUAGCCAAGCUUUACAACUGGAGAUAUAGAGAUCUGGGAGACCUUCCCUAUGUGAAAGAGGAAGCCAUCUUCCAUAGAGCAAAUGCUGGAUUUUCCUAUGAUUAUCAACUGGUAGAUGUACCUGAUUACCAUGGGAAAGGUGAGAGCGCACCUUCUCCUUGGUUCUAUCAGAAUGAGGGUGAGGCUGAAUAUGUUGUCAGUGUCUAUAUAUACAUGCGAUUGCUGGGGUACCCUGCAAAUAAGAUUUCCAUCUUGACAACUUACAAUGGCCAGAAGCUUUUGAUACGUGAUGUUAUCAACAGGCGUUGCGUUCCUUUUGACUUCAUUGGUCCACCCAGUAAGGUUACGACAGUUGAUAAGUUUCAAGGACAACAAAAUGAUUUUAUUUUGCUAUCUCUUGUGCGAACUCGCUUUGUGGGUCACCUUCGGGAUGUUAGAAGAUUGGUUGUUGCCAUGUCUCGUGCUCGCCUUGGCCUGUAUAUUUUCUGUCGACGUUCUCUUUUUGAACAAUGUUAUGAAUUGCAGCCUACUUUCCAACUUCUGCUUCAAAGGCCAGAUCAUCUUGCUCUAAAUUUGAAUGAGAAUUCAUCAGUUACGGAACGUCAUGUUGAUGAUUUUGGGAAUCCAUAUCACGUCAGUGGUGUUGAGGAGAUGGGUAGUAUUGUAUUUCAAAGAAUAGAUCAGUUAUAUCAGGCACGUGCUAUGUAUAUUCAAUUGAAUCAAUAUAUGGCAUAUUCUGGGCAAGAAAUUCCAUCCAUUAGAACCGAGGAGCAAAACGGUGACCAUAAUUCAAUUCCUGGAAGCCAUGCCAUGGACAUUGAUAUGCCAGCAUCUGCAAACAGUGCAACGCCAGGUGAAAGCCAGUCAGUAGAAGGUACUGAUGUGAAUGGCCUUGCAAAUGGUAAAGAUGGAGAGUCAACUCUCAAGGGCCAAGAAGGUAAAGAAAAUGAUUCUGAAGUUCAUGCAGGUGAUGAAACUGUUGUGCCACCUCCAAGCAAUUCAAAUGAUAAAGACGGGAUGGAGUAGCCUGAUUAAGACAACUUUUCUCCUGCCAUUUUUGUUUCAUAAUCAAUUUUAAGAAUUACCUGGGAUGUUAGACAAUGCGUGAACUUAAAUCCGCAAAGCCAACAAAGUAGUCAACUGGCCUUGGGGAACAGGAGUGCUCUAAGCAAGGAAUCAGCUUUGCUGAGAGGGCUAUAAGAGCUGUUAAGUUGCUUAUUUCCAUGAGAUUCUAGGAUGACAUGAUGAUGGACAAAAUGUUGGGUGUUUGGAUUUAUACUCAAAUGCUUUCUGAAGUCCUGUGCUGGAGUUGCAUCUGCUUAAGUGCUAACUAUUGGGGGAUCUGUUGUAAAUUAUUGAUUGUGUUGCUAAUCCCAUUGCUGGCAAUCAGGUAUUAUGUUGACUGAAUUUAGCUACUUAAUUAUUGGAUUAGGCAACCUUGUUAGAUUACAUUACAUUUAUUUACUGCAAUAGAAGCUUUCCUUUUGAAUACUCUGCCGAGCUUCAAGUUCAUUUGUUGGAAAGAAAAGCUAAGGACGAUAGGAAUUUUGAUGUCACUGAAAUUUAGAUUUUUUAGCAUUGUGAAAUUAAACCCUUUGUGGACCAUUGAAAAGUUCCAUUACAUCAAGCUUUUGAGUUUCGAACGAUCUCUAGUUGGAUUGCUGUCAAACUGAGGUAAUGCAUUCUUCCUGAGAUAAUGCUUUCUUCCUGCUGCGGUGCUGACCUUUCUCAUCAAACUCUUUUCAAGGUAAAUCACUUCAAAAGCUAGUCAUCUAUUUUCAUAGGAAGCUUCUAGAGAACAACCUUGAGCUAAGAAGUGAUGUUUAUUCAUGCAAUCUUAGUUUUAUGCCAUUGCAAGUGAUGGGUAUUGAAAUGACUCGGGUCAAGGCUUCCCAUGAUCCAUAUUUUUGUUUUUCUGAUGUAAAAAGCUACCUUUAUCCUUUUUUUUAUUGAAUUUUUUUUAAUCUAAUAAUUGUUUAAAUUAAAA